AUGACCAUGUCCACAGACAAAUCAACCAGACACUACAUCGAAACCAUCUCCACCCGCCCCCAGAAACCCAUCGAAAUAGUCGACUACGACCCCUCCUGGCCAGACGCCUUCGCCUCCAUCGCCCAGCGCAUCAAAUCCGCCCUCGGCGCUACAGCCCUCAGUGUCAGUCACGUCGGCUCAACCAGUAUCCCCGGCCUGCCCGCAAAAGCCGUCAUCGACGUCGACCUCGUCGUCCCAGACCCCACCGCCGAGGACGAGUACGUCCCGGCCUUGGAGGCAGCCGGGUUCCAGUUCCUCUUCCGCGAGCCGAACUGGUACGAGCAUCGCUUCUUUGGGCUGGCGGAGCCAUACGCCAAUGUGCAUGUGUUUGGGCCGGGGGCGGCGGAGUUGAGUCGCCAUCAGCGGUUUCGGGAGUGGUUGGUGUCGCAUCCGGAGGAUCGGGAGCUGUAUGUGCGGGCGAAGAGGGAGGCUGCGCGGCAGAGUCGGGAGAGCGGGGAGUCGGUGCAGGGGUAUAAUUUCAGAAAGGAGGGGGUGAUUGAGGAGAUUAUGGUGCGCGCGGGGAUCCCGUUGCCGGGGACUGAUUAG
Aspergillus fischeri NRRL 181 is the source of this 585-nucleotide messenger RNA. RefSeq names its product GrpB family protein. The coding region runs from base 1 to 585 and encodes 194 amino acids. NCBI's taxonomy places the organism in Eukaryota, Fungi, Ascomycota, Eurotiomycetes, Eurotiales, Aspergillaceae. The record is from RefSeq and is a predicted model, not a curated record. The transcript has a single exon.